AUGCCAAAACAAGGUAAAAGAAAGAGCUAUCGGUCCAGAUUACAGCAAAUGAGAUUGUAUGCCACUCAAAGAACUAAUGAAGAUACAGAGAUGGGGUAUGAUACAAAGCUAAAAGCAGACACUGAAGAAAAGUAUGAUCCUACCAUGAUGCAAGAUGGUAAAAAGCAGACUGAUCAAAAAGAAGAAAAAAAAAUUUCUACUGAUAGUUUUAAUGACCCCGCAAAUGAAAAAGAUUUCCAUUCGACAUCACAGCAGUCGGAAACAGAUCAGACAACAAAAGAUGAAUGGAAAACAAAGAGGAAAAAAGAAUCAACAAGGAAAAGAAUGGCCAAGUAUAGACAAGGAAUGUCAGAUGAACAGAAAAGAGAGAGAAAAGGCAUAGAUAAAAGAAGCAAACAAGACAAAAGAGAACACUUACCUGAAGAAAUAAAGGAGAACAUCAAGGCAUCAGAUCGAAAAAGAAAACGGGAUAUAAGAGAGCAGUUACCUGAAGAAAUCAAGGAGAACGCAUCAGGCUUCAGAGAAAAGAAAACGCGAGACAUAAGAGAGCAGUUACCUGAAGAAAUCAAGAAGACCAUCAAGGCUUCAGAUCGAAACAGAAGACGGGACAAAAGAGAGCAGUUACCUGAAGAAAUCAAAGAAAUCAUAAAGGCUUCAGAUCAAAAGAGAAAAAAAGACAAAAGAGAGCAGUUACCUGAAGAAAUCAAAGAAAUCAUAAAGGCUUCAGAUCAAAAGAGAAAAAAAGACAAAAGAGAGCAGUUACCUGAAGAAAUCAAGGAGAAUAUCAAGGCAUCAGAUCAAAAGAGAAAAAAAGACAUAAGGGAGCAUUUACCUGAAGAAAUCAAGGAGAAUAUCAAGGCAUCAGAUCAAAAGAGAAAAAAAGACAAAAGAGAGCAUUUACCUGAAGAAAUCAAGGAGAAUAUCAAGGCAUCAGAUCAAAAGAGAAAAAAAGACAAAAGAGAGCAUUUACCUGAAGAAACCAAAGAAAUCAUAAAAACAUCAGAUAGAAAAAGAAAAAAAGACAAAAGAAGGAAUUUACCUGAUAAAGAAAAAACCAUUUUAAAAGCAAAAGAGCGAAAACGGCUGUCCAACUAUCGUCAAAAAAUGCCUUCUGAUUUGAGAGACUCUGUCAGAAUAUCAGAUAGAAACAAAAAGAAAGACAUAAGAGAGCAGUUACCUGAAGGAACCAAGCAGUUCAUCAAGGCAUCAGAAAGAAAAAGAAAACAGGACAAAAGAGAGCAGUUACCGAAAGAAAUCAAGAAGACCAUCAAGGCUACAGAUCAAAAGAGGAAAAAAGACAAAAGAGAGCAGUUACCUAAAGAAACCAAAGAAAUCAUCAAGGCUUCAGAUCAAAAGAGAAAAAAAGACAAAAGAGAGCAUUUACCUAAAGAAACCAAAGAAAUCAUAAAGACAUCAGAUAGAAAAAGAAAACAAGAAAAAAGAGAGCAUUUACCUGAAGAAAUCAAGAAGACCAUGAAGGCAUCUGAAAAAAAGAGAAAACAGGACAAAAGAGAACACUUACCUAAUGAGAAAAAAAAUGAAAUCAGAACAAGGGAUCAGCAGAGAAAAUCAGUAAAUAAAAAACUAAACCUUCAAAAUCCAUAUCAGACAUUCCUUCACAAAAUCAAAUCUGGACCCUCGUUUGUAUGCAUAUGUUGUAAUCGGCUUCUCUAUGAACAGACUGUAAAUAAGAUUACCAAGAAUACGUUCAAAACAGUUGAUCCAGAUGUUUUGAAUGAGGCACUGCCAGGCUGGUGUUUUGAUCAGAAAGAGAUUAGUUACAUAUGUAAAACAUGCAUUCUUUCACUGCACAAGAAGAAAAUACCUGGACAAGCAACAGUAAAUGAACUUCACCUCACUGAGCUCAAGGAACCUUUGAUAUCAUUAACUGAUUUUGAGGCCAGACUAGUUUCCCAAAGACUCAUAUUCAUGAAGAUACUUGCCCUACCCCGUGGAAGACAAAAAGCUGUACACGGCACUGUGGUAAAUGUUCCUGUGGAUAGUUCACAGACAUGUACUUUGUUACCCAGACUUCCCACCAACUCUGGACUCAUUCCAGUCAAACUGAAGAGAAAGCUAGAAUACAGAGGUCAUGUUGAGUUUCAGCAUAUAUCUCCAGACAGAGUAAUAUCAUCAUUACUGUUUUUGAAGGAAAACAAUGAAUUUUACAAAGAUGUUCCUGUCUUAGAAAAUUGGAAAGAUUUGGCCGCUGGAGAUAAUCCAUCAUUGUGGGAAAGACUGACAGAGCCACAUACUAAAAAGAAUGAAUCAGUGGAUGAUGACAGUGGGAAUCCUGAUCAGAGAACAGACCCACAUAAUGAGGAAGACAAUACUCAUAGUAGUGAUGGAGUUUAUGAACACAGUACUUUAGGAAAUGACGAUGAUGAAUGGUCAGGAGAGGAUGAUGAUUUGUUGAAUGCUGAAGAGAUAUCUCAAACAAGAGGCAUUGCUUAUGAUACAUGUAUUCAGCAAGAGUACAGAGGAAAUGAAAUUAUAUCAAUUGCACCUGGUGAAGGAAAAACUCCUGUGUCACUUCUGACCGAUGACAACAAUGAAGUUCUUGCCUUCCCUAAACUGUUUCCAGAUGGAAAAUUUGGAUUUGAUACAAAACGUAAAAUUAAAUUAUCACUCAGUAGAUACAUUAAUGCCAGACUUUUACAUAGAGAUGGCAGAUUUGCUCGCAACUCGGAUUACAUUUUUUACGCACAACACAUUAGAGAUCUUCAACACAUCAAUGGUUCCAUAUCUGUAGCCAUGAGGAAGGCUUCAUCUUCAAAAUUGAAUGCUGGACUUGCAAAAGAUCCAUCACAGCUAUCAGCAUUGAUUCUGAAAGAUCAUGGCUACAAAUUCCUUACUCAAAUCAGAGGUUCUCCAGCAUACUUUGACAAGAUGUUGUUAGAACUACUUGCCUGUGUUAAGCAGCUGGGAUCAUUCACAUGGUUUAUUACACUCUCAGCAGCAGAUCUGCAAUGGCCAGAAGGGAUACAGAUAAUAGGAAGACAAUAUGGACACAAUUUCACAGACCAGGAUGUAAAAGACAUGACAUGGGAGGAGAGAUGCAGAUGGAUCAGACAAAAUCCAGUUACUAUUGCAAGACAUUUUGAUUAUAGACUAAAGCAGUUCAUCAAAAAUGUCCUUCUCAGUCCACAGCAGCCUGUUGGGAAAGUCACCAUGUACAUGUACAGAAUUGAGUUUCAACAGAGGGGAUCUCCCCAUGCACAUAUGGCAUUCUGGGUGGAAGGAACACCAGACUUUGAGAAUUCCACUGAUGAAGAAAUCAGAAAUUUCCAUGAUCAGUAUGUCAGCUGUGAUAUACCAACAGAUGAUGAAGAGCUUUGUGAAUUGGUAAAAAAAGUUCAGAGUCAUGUACAUUCUCCUUCAUGCAGGAAACCAGGCAAAAACUGUAGAUUUUCAUUUCCCAAGCCACCAACAGAUAGAACCAUUAUAAUUAAAACAGUGAAAAAGACAGAUGAAAAUCAACAAGCGCCAUCCAGUGAACCAGCCAACAUGACAGAUGCUCAAGUGAAAGAAAUACUAUCUCUCGUAUAUGCCAAACUGGAUGAGCUGGGAGAAGAUAUGACCACAGAGCAUCUACUGAAAGAAAUCGGACUUCCAGAAAAACUUUACUAUUCUGCACUCUCUCAGUGCAGAAAAACAGAUGCUAUUAUUAUGAAACGACAACCCAGCCAGAAGUAUGUAAACAACUACAACCCUACACUUCUUAAACUAUGGAAGGCCAAUAUGGACAUCCAACUUGUCUGCAACCCAUAUGCAUGCAUCAUGUAUAUUGCUUCAUAUAUAAGCAAAGCAGAGAGAACGUUAGGAGAUCUCCUGAAGUCUAUUAGUAAGGAGUGUUCUAACAUGGAUAUUACACGACAGCUAAGAACUGUAGCAAGCAAGUUCCUGACCCAUAGAGAAGUCAGUGCUCAAGAGGCGACUUUUCGAGUGUUGUCACUUCCAUUGUGCUAUUUUGACAGGCAAAGAAUAUUUGUUUCAACUAAUCCACCUACAGAGAGAGUGAAAUUAUUGAAACCCAGAGCUGUCAUAGAACAAAUGGAAGAUGAUGAUGAAGAUAUCUAUCAAGUUGGUCUUCUUGACAAAUACUCUAUGCGACCACUUUAUCUGUCAGACAUAUGCUUAGCAGAAUUUGCUGUAACAUACACAACAUCCUACUCAAAUUUUGAUUCUGAGGACACAAAUCCAGAGGUGAUUGGUAUAGCGGAUGACCUGGAAUCCCCACACUACAUCACAUUAACAGAUGGAAAAAAAAUGGUGAGGAGAAAAAAGACAGCAGUCAUACGAACACACAAGGUCUCACAGAAAAAGAAUCCUGAGAAGUAUUCCUAUGCAUUAUUGUUGCUAUAUGUCCCAUGGAGAAACGAGGAAAAAGACAUUGGACCUUGUGAAUUUGAAGGAGAUUUUUUCCAGAAAAAAUUGACAAUGUACACUGAACAAAUCAACGCUAUGAUGCUGAGAUUUGAAAAACAUGCACAGUUAAUAGAAGAAGCACUAGAUGACAUUGAAGAAAAUGGUCCUCCUGAUCCUGAUGCAUGGGGUCAUCUGGCCCCAGAAACAGUGCAAGCAAACCUUGAUGCUGCUAGAGAAGGUUCUAUGGAUGAUGAAAAUGCUGAUUUUAUGGAUCCAGGAAGAAACAGAGUUCCCAAUGGAGACCCAUCACUUGAAUCUCCCCAAGUCAUUUAUGAAGUACUAGCUUCCAGGUUGACAGACCACCAGUGGAGAGAGCAUAUCCACUCGCUGAAUGAGGAGCAGACUCUGGUUCACAAUUUCUUUGUCACAUGGUGUACCAGGUUAUGUCAAAGUAAAAAGAUGCCUCCAAAACCUGAUGCUUUUCACAUAUUUGUCAGCGGCGGAGCAGGAACUGGCAAGUCUCAUCUCAUUAAAACCAUUCAAGAAUCAGCUUUCCGUCUACUCCGACCUGUCACAGAAACCUCAGAUGAAAUAACAGUCCUUACAGCAGCUCCUACGGGCACAGCAGCUUUUAAUGUGUUUGGCAUGACCUUACACUCUGCUUUUCUGUUGCCUGUAAUGAAGGGGUUUUCAACAUAUAAGCCUCUCUCACAAGAAAAAUUGAACACACUCAGAUGCAAACUUAGUUCACUGAAGGUCAUUAUUAUAGAUGAAAUAUCAAUGGUAAGCGCUGACAUGCUUCUGUUCCUACACCGCCGUCUUCAAGAAAUCACAGGGAGUUCUGAAAUAUUUGGAGGACUCAGCAUUUUCACCUUUGGAGAUUUAUUUCAACUACCUCCACCUGCACAGCGAGCUCUUUUUGAUCAACCUUCUGACGAGAUAGCAAGAUUAUAUGGAUCUCUAUGGAAGAAUCAUUUUAAAGUUGUAGAACUUCAACAGAUCAUGAGACAGAGAGAUGACUUAUCUUUUGCCAGAUUGUUGAACCGUGUAAGAAGUGGACAGCACACAAAUGAUGAUGUAUGGACACUGUGUACAAGGGAAACAAAUGACCCUCCUGAAGACAUCCUCCAUGUUUACACCACAAACAAAGCAGUAGACAGUUACAACAACAAGAAACUGGAAUCACUUUCAACCUCAAAAUUUGUUGUGAGAGCACAAGACUCAAAGAAGGAUGUUACAACAGGUGCCAUUGCUGUAAAUCUCUCAGAUAAGGCAACAGAAACAGGAGGCUUACGCUCAACUCUUCAUUUAGCUGUAGGAGCUAGAAUCAUGCUGACAUACAAUGUUAGUACAGCUGAUGGUUUGGUAAAUGGAGCUAAAGGAACAGUGAAAGGAUUCAUACCAACACCGCCAACUACUGCAGAUGACAACUACACACCAAAUUUUAUUCUUAUUGAAUUUGACAACCCAAAUAUUGGACAUCAGACCAGGAUUUUAUACGGACGCCUUCUUCAGCAUCAGUCAACAGUUGUACCUAUUGUUCGACAACAGGUUCAAGUGCAGUUAGGCAAACACUCAACUGUGCAUGCAGUCCGGUUUCAGUUUCCUCUCACGCUCGCUUGGGCAACCACUAUUCAUAAGGUGCAAGGAGAGACAUUGAACAGCAUUGUUAUACACUGCAAUGGCCAGUUCCAGCCAGGACAGCUCUAUGUUGCUUUAAGUAGAGUAAAAUCAUUGAAUGGCCUGUAUCUUGUGAAUUUUGACAGCCAAAAAAUCAAAACCAGUGCCAAGACCAUUGCUGAAAUGGAAAGGCUCAUGAACUCCAUGAAGUUCUUUCCUCCUGAUACCCUAUCAUAUCUACCAGAUUCCAACUCGAUGAUCAGCAUAUCAGCAGUCAAUGCACAAUCAUUGCACAGACAUUUCGUUGAUGUUAUCAACCAUCCAUCUGCCAGAUCUGCUCAUAUUUUAGGAGUUACGGAGACAUUCUUAAUGCCGUCUGACAGCGACAGUGAUUAUGGUUGGAAAAAUCACCAUAUCUUCCGCAAAGACAGACACCACACCUUGGAAAAUACAACUCCUCCAACAUCUAGAACACAGCAUUCUGCUCAUGGAGGUGUAGCUGUGUAUGUUAGUGAUCAUUAUUGUGUAGAAUUUAUUUGUCAGAUCUGUCAUAUACCUGUUGAGUGCAUUGCUCUUGUAUUAUUUAACAGGAAUUCAUCUUUGAGAUUCUGUUUCGUUGUCACAUACAGACCUCCAAAUCAAACAUUAGACAUUUACCUAACCCACAUGGACAAUGUUAUGAAAAACAUUCCUCAUCUAAACAUACCAACUCUUAUUUCUGGAGAUUUCAAUGUAAAUCUCCUUCAAGAGUCACCAUCGCAGAAACUAUUGGAAACAUUCUUUGCAUCCUAUGGCUUCCAACAGAUCAUUGACAGUCCAACACAUAUCUCAGGAUCCCUUUUAGACCAUAUGUACUGCAAUUUCGCCAUUCCUACAGAUGUAUACAAGACAGUGCAGCCAACUUAUUUUUCUCAGCAUUCCUUUGUGCAGAUAAUUUUUCCUCGAUAA
Molecule: messenger RNA, 6936 nt
Organism: Saccostrea cuccullata (small rock oyster)
Lineage: Eukaryota; Metazoa; Mollusca; Bivalvia; Ostreida; Ostreidae
Exons: 2
Coding region: 1-6936 (2311 amino acids)
Biological process (GO): telomere maintenance; DNA repair
Molecular function (GO): DNA helicase activity
Source: RefSeq, a predicted model, not a curated record